This is a messenger RNA of Olea europaea var. sylvestris, 2233 nucleotides long. RefSeq names its product probable inactive purple acid phosphatase 27. The record is from RefSeq and is a predicted model, not a curated record. NCBI's taxonomy places the organism in Eukaryota, Viridiplantae, Streptophyta, Magnoliopsida, Lamiales, Oleaceae. The transcript has 12 exons. Gene Ontology annotation, molecular function: metal ion binding; acid phosphatase activity. Bases 186 to 2057 code for a protein of 623 amino acids.
CGGAGGCCGGUUCCGCCUGAACUUCUACGUCUUUCUCUGAAGUCAAACUGUUCUAGAUUUCAAUAUCCAAUCUGUAAAAACAGAUACAUAAAUCAAAAUUUCCUGCAAACAACGGGAAUUUCCAUUAAUAAAGAUUCACAAUAAUUCUCUUAGUCGCUUGAAUCAGUACCUCCAAUAAUCAAACAAUGAAGCACGUGUUUUUGAUUUUGGGUCUCUUAGUGAUCUUCCAUGGCGCUGCUGCUUUUGGUCAUUUGAAUAGUGUAGUUGGUAGUUCAGCUGGUGCUAUUGGAGAACAACCUUUAUCAAAGAUUGCAAUCCAUAAAACUAAACUUGCUCUUCGGGAUUCUGCUUCCAUUAAAGCCACCCCUCUUCUUCUUGGCAUAAAAGGCGAGGACACUGUAUGGGUCGAUGUGGAUUUUGAAAAUGACAAACCCGGUGAUGAUGAUUGGAUUGGAGUUUUUUCUCCAGCAAAAUUCAACGCAUCAAAUUGUUACGAUGAAAAUAACAGAAAAGAUCAAGCUCCAUAUAUAUGCUCAUCCCCUAUAAAGUACAAAUUUGCAAAUUUCUCCGAGUCCCAUUAUAUGAAGACUGGGAAAGCUUCUUUAAAGUUCCAGUUAAUCAAUCAGCGUGAAGAUUUCUCCUUUGCAUUGUUUGCAGGUGGAUUGUCAAAUCCUAAACUUGUAGCAGUAUCAAAUUCCAUAGCUUUUGCAAAUCCUAAAGCACCACUUUAUCCUCGCCUUGCUCAAGGGAAAUCUUGGGAUGAAUUUACAGUAACAUGGACAAGUGGCUAUAAUAUAGAUGAAGCCAUUCCUUUUGUGGAAUGGGGUUGGAAGGGUCAAAAACAAAAGCGCUCACCAGCUGGAACAUUAACAUUUGAGCGUAAAAGCAUGUGCGGUUCACCGGCACGUACAGUUGGCUGGCGUGACCCUGGUUUCAUACAUACUAGUUUCUUAAAGGAUUUGUGGCCAAAUACUGUAUAUACGUACAAAUUGGGUCACCUAUUAAGAAAUGGAUCCUACAUUUGGAGCAAGAUGUAUUCGUUCAGAUCGUCCCCAUAUCCAGGACAAGACUCACUGCAACGAGUCAUAAUAUUUGGUGACAUGGGGAAGGCAGAACGUGACGGUUCAAAUGAAUAUAGCAAUUAUCAGCCCGGCUCUCUGAAUACCACCGAUCAACUCAUCUGGGAUGUAAAGAACAUUGACAUAGUUUUCCAUAUAGGAGACAUCACAUAUUCAAAUGGCUAUAUCUCACAAUGGGACCAAUUCACGGCACAGGUGGAACCCAUAGCAUCAACUGUGCCUUAUAUGAUUGCAAGUGGCAAUCAUGAGCGUGAUUGGCCUGGGACAGGAUCCUUUUAUGACACUCCAGACUCUGGUGGUGAAUGUGGUGUGCUAGCAGAGACUAUGUUCUACGUUCCUGCAGAGAAUAGAGCCAAGUUUUGGUACUCAACAGAUUAUGGUAUGUUUCACUUCUGCAUAGCAGAUACUGAGCAUGAUUGGAGAGAGGGAUCCGAGCAGUACAAGUUUAUUGAAGAUUGCCUUGCAUCAGCGGAUAGGCGAAAACAGCCUUGGUUAAUCUUUGCUGCUCAUAGGGUCCUUGGAUAUUCUUCUGACAAAUGGUAUGGAUUAGAAGGUUCAUUUGAAGAGCCAAUGGGAAGGGAAAGCUUGCAAAAGCUCUGGAAAAAGUACAAGGUUGACAUUGCGUUCUUUGGCCAUGUCCACAAUUAUGAAAGAACUUGCCCAAUUUACCAGAACCAAUGCGUGAAUUCGGAAAGAUCACACUACUCUGGCAUUGUGAAUGGGACAAUACAUGUGGUUGUUGGUGGAGGAGGGAGCCAUUUGUCGGAGUUCAGUUCGGUUACCCCUAGUUGGAGUCUGUACCGGGAUUAUGAUUUUGGUUUUGUCAAAUUGACAGCGUUUAACCUCUCGUCUCUUCUUUUCGAAUACAAGAAAAGCAGUGAUGGAAAGGUGUAUGAUUCUUUCACUAUCUCAAGAGACUACAAAGAUGUUUUAGCUUGUGUGCAUGACGGCUGUGAAGCAAUCACUUUAGCAACUUGAACAACACGUAUUUACUGGAAGGAACCCAUUGAUAUUGUUCGAUAGGACAAAUUCUUGUUUUUUCGUGAAAUAAGGUAUUGUAGUGAUUAAGUUACAGAUUGUGGGAAAAAAAAGACAAUAGACAAUAAUGUUAAGUUGCCAAAUGUUUAAUUGUGGGUUAAUUUCACAUUUGGUCA